Morchella sextelata is the source of this 582-nucleotide messenger RNA. RefSeq lists its product as uncharacterized. The transcript has a single exon. The record is from RefSeq and is a predicted model, not a curated record. The annotation marks the transcript as partial. Lineage: Eukaryota; Fungi; Ascomycota; Pezizomycetes; Pezizales; Morchellaceae.
UCGAUCCAUGAAACCGCCUCUCCCCCUACUGCUUCUACUAGGGCCCGAGAACCAAAGGCACCACCACCCUCCAAGUUCCAGGGCAAAGCGGAGCAAGUGGAGACCUUCAUCCGGCAAUGUGAGAAUGUGUUCUCCAUUGAAAGCCUAUCAUUCACCUCUGAGGAGGUUAAGAUCCGAUAUGCAGGCAACUUGAUGGAAGGAGAGGCAGCGAUCCGAUGGUAUGAGGCAUACCACAACUCAAUUGAUCAAACCUCCGCCAACCGUCUUGCCGGAAUGCCGGUGAUGUUGGACCAGAGAUGGAAGCGCUGUGAUUCCUUUGUGGAUGCUUUUAGAGCAGCCUUCGGUGAAGCCAUCUCUAGAGAUGAUGCGGUAGCCCAUUGGAAUACCCUUACCCACACGGCUCGAGGAGGAAUAGAUCUCUUCCUGAAUACUAUCAUUCAGCUGAUGUGGAAGACUGGCUAUGAGGGUCAGUUGGUGGAUGAUAAGAUCAACAAUUCCCUCCUUCCGGACCUAGGCAUGAGUUGGGCUCUCUUCAAUCCCAAGCCAAAGUCCUUGAUGGAGCGGAUAGCUUGUGAGGGAUGC